AUGCAGAUUCAGCCUGAGAGAAAUCCUGAAGUAGACCAAAUGCUAGGAUGCCACCCGGAAGUGGACCACAGACACAUCGCCCUCACUCUGUGGACAUGCGAGGGCGACCGCAUCAAGAACGCUGGAGAGAGAGCAAGUCACCAUGUGACGUCACAACAUCUGUUGGUAGCCAUCGACCUCGCCAUUGCUGUGACACGAAGGCAGAAAAGUAAAGUCACCAGAAUAAAGUGGUUCAAAUUGAAAGAUCAUGACCUAAAGCAGCAAUUUAAAGACCGAGUUCUAAGAGAUAUUGACCUGGAAAUCGAGGAUGUCAACGAAUGGUGGAACAGAGUGAGUGCAAACAUCAUCGGAAGGCCAGAUAGCAUACCUGUUGAAGUUUGGAAGGCACUAGAUGGAGAUGGAGUUGACAUAUUGCAUCAGCUCAUGAAAGAAAUAAUGGAAAAGGAAGUCAUACCAGAGAAGUGGAGUGUCUUAAUACUGAUCUUUAAAGAGAAAGGAGAUGUACAAAGUUGUGAAAACUAUCUUGGUAUUAAGUUGAUGUUCCACACCUUGAAACUGCUGGAGAGGAUCCUAGAUAGUAGACUAAGACAGGUAGUCCACAUCGGCAGGCAACAACUUGGAUUUAUGAAGGGAGUUGGAACGAUUGACGACAUCUUCUCGCUCAGGCAAACUAUGGAGAAACAUCAUGAAAAGCUGCAAAUGGCUUUCAUUGACUUAGAGAAAGCGUAUGACAGGGUCCCACGCCAAGAAGUAUGGAGAGGAUUGAAGGAAAGAGGAGUGCAAGAGAAGUAUGUAAGAAUAGUACAAGAAUGCUAUAAGGAUGUAUCAGCUAAAGUCCGGAGUACGAUCCGCCUUGGUGUAUACUAUACGCUGAUGACAUUAGUAGUCUUAGUAGAAGAGAGUAGAAGAACACUAGAGAGGAAACUAGAAGAAAGGAGAGUUGCGUUGGAAAGUAGAGGAAUGGGGAUUAGUAGAUCCAAAACUGAAUACUUCACGACGGAUACGAGUGGCAACCAGCAAGCCACAAUUAAGUUGAAUGGCACAGAUUUGAAGGGAGUAGAAAACUUUAAAUACCUGGGAUGGUAG
Messenger RNA from Penaeus indicus, 1086 nucleotides. RefSeq lists its product as uncharacterized. The record is from RefSeq and is a predicted model, not a curated record. The transcript is spliced from 5 exons. Bases 1 to 1086 code for a protein of 361 amino acids. Lineage: Eukaryota; Metazoa; Arthropoda; Malacostraca; Decapoda; Penaeidae.